CUCCACCGGUGUAAUAGUUGUUCUAGUUUUCAUAUCAUCGUCUCCGUUCGAGUUCCGGUGACUCUAGGGUUUCGAUUUUUCACUCCGAUCAGAUAUUAUCUUCGAUUUGUUGAAGAAUGGCAUCACUUUCUUCUUCAAGAACCACUACAACUAUGCCCAAUGCUGCUUCUGCUACUGCUGAUCUCACAAAGCAAUUGAGGAGCCAUGAAGUCGCCAUAGCCGAGCUUAACAACCUUCCUUCUUCCAGAGGUGUCUAUCACAGAAAUGGGAACUUGUUUUUUCGGACAACCAUUCAAGCAGCAACAACAUUGGAGCAGAAACAACUCGAUUCAGCCAAAGCCAAGCUAAAAACUCUGAAUUCCUCUUCAUAGUUAUAUGCUAGAACUGAACUCUGGUGGUUUGGAAGUAAUGCAGCAUUUUCCACCGCGUUAAGGGCAAUGAGCCAAGGUGACAUGUUAUGUCCUAGAUACUCUGUAUGUUAUUAUUAAUGCAUUCACACUAAUGACAUCAUUCUAGGCUGCAAAAUGAAAGUCUCAUGAAUACAUUGAAAAUUGAGAUACUUUACCAAUAUGAAAUUUUCCUUUUAUGAUCUUUCCGCAACUUGUAGGUCCAGGUUUUUUCAAUAACUUUUCUUUGUUAGUGUUCUCAUUGCUUUUUGACAUUUUAUUAUUGUAAUGUUAACCUAUGAUGCAACUGUAGCUUUUGAACAAAUUGUCUAUUUCUGGUCCACUAGUGAGGUAGGCCAUAUUUUUACCUUAACAA
This is a messenger RNA of Lotus japonicus, 762 nucleotides long. RefSeq lists its product as uncharacterized. Gene Ontology annotation, biological process: protein folding. Lineage: Eukaryota; Viridiplantae; Streptophyta; Magnoliopsida; Fabales; Fabaceae. The transcript is spliced from 3 exons. The record is from RefSeq and is a predicted model, not a curated record. The coding region runs from base 117 to 371 and encodes 84 amino acids. Gene Ontology annotation, cellular component: prefoldin complex.